Messenger RNA from Acipenser ruthenus (sterlet), 2663 nucleotides. Its product is annotated as cortexin-3-like. The transcript is spliced from 2 exons. The record is from RefSeq and is a predicted model, not a curated record. The coding region runs from base 262 to 627 and encodes 121 amino acids. Lineage: Eukaryota; Metazoa; Chordata; Actinopteri; Acipenseriformes; Acipenseridae.
GCUCUCCUGAAGCAUUCUCUCUCAUACCCACAGCUUGAAGCCUGCCUCCACUCUGUUGAUAGAUACCACAGAUGAGUUGCAGUAUCUGUAUGCUGUACUGGAGGGAAGAGCUCUGUUUUACCUUUGUUUUGUUUUGUUUUUUCAUCUGGGAACAAUAAUAACACCCUUGCACCUGUACUUUAAGAAAGCGAUGGACUUCUAAAAGAAACAAUAAAAAUGGGUGAAACCUUCAGAUUUUUCCUUAAAACCUAAUUUCUGGAAAUGGACCCGGUUUUCUUGCAGAUUGAUAAAGAUGACAAGAUUUAUCCUAAUGAGCUCGACCAUGGGAAACUGAGGAUGAGAAAGAGGAUAUUCUGGGACUACCCGCUUCAACUCUCCUGGAUGAUGGAUGGCGAGCCUUUCACUUCCACCGUCCUACCAGCAGGGGAUGCUAUCCCCAACACAGGCAUGACCCUGGAGCAGAAGACUACGUUUGCCUUUGUCAUUUUGCUCUUCAUUAUCCUGGGGAUUCUUAUUGUCAGGUGCUUCCGGAUCCUGCUGGAUCCCUACAGGAGCAUGCCCACCUCCACCUGGGCUGACGGGCUGGACGGCUUGGAGAAAGGACAGUUUGAUUACACUUUAACAUAACACCCAUGUGGCCUUUGACCAUGAAUGUCAAGCAGUCUAAAACUGACAAGACUGCUCUGCACUUUGUAAGACUUUGUUUACAUGAGGGUGGCAAACCAACGCCUUCUUCUAUAAACCUCUUUACCCAUCCUGGGAAGAGGCUUCGGACAGACAAUGAGAUGUGCUUUUUAGCAGUUGGAUGAUUGCUCCUACAGGGUUUUUCCGCUUUUCUAACAAAUUAAAUUUUUUUAAAUGUUGCUUAAAGUUAUAUAGCUAUCAAAUCAGAAUCCACAUUCUAAGGCAUGAAACAAAACAAUGCCUCCCACUAGGCAUUUCUUUGUUAAAUGUGUCCAGACUGUUAGCAACUUUUAUAUGAAUUUGUGGAACAUAGUAGAGAAAACAACCUUUAUAUUUUACUUUGCUCCUAUUACCUGUCUGUAUUUCAAAUGUAAAAUAUUAGUGCAUUUUGAAGUGUCAUCAAAGUUUCACCAAGGCAACAGCACACUGCAUUAGGUUACUGUACUGUGAUUAACAAAGCUUGCUUUAUGACCUCACUACUGUUGAAUAUCUUGCUCAGAAUUGUGCUUGAAAUGCCUUUAAACUCCUGUGUGGCUCUUUUCAUACUACUUACUCUACUGUGUUGAGUAGAAUUAUCUCAUUAGUCAAUGAAAAGGUAUGCAUGUACGCCGAGUAAGAUGCAACGUUGACUACAGCAAGGCUAGUUAAAAAGAUGACGUUUUAGAUCAUUCCCGCAUUGAGCCUUUAGUUAUGAUGAGGUUUGUUAUAGCUGGUUGAGGGCCUGAUUGCUGCUGUCCACAAAGGAAAAAUUUAAAAGAAAUACAAAUUUAAAAGCUGCUGGGCUAUUACCAUGAUAAAUAAAAUUACCAAACUAGAUAGGCAAACUGAACGAAACAUCUGUGCAAUGACUGUAAAGCACAAAUGGGGAAAAAUAAAGAAAAAUAAAGGUAGAAAAUUAUAACACUGCAAAACCUGAGUUUCAUUAUCUGAUGUACUGUGCUUUGGUGCCUUCUUUAAAUUCCAGUAUCAUGGUAAGGAUCCAGAUUCCGAUGUCAUCUCAUUACAAUUCACUGCAUGCCCUUCUAAUGUUCAGAAAAGAGGAAUCUUCAGCACAAGUGGUCUUUUUACACAGCAAAGAACAUUUUUCAUGUUAAUUUAAUGGAUCAUCCUCAUAGUGAAACCAAACUUUUUUUUUUAAUAGCUUAAUAAGACACAGUUGUGAAAUACAUAUUUUUAAAGGUAUUUGCUGCUUUGCAACUGUAAUAUCUAAUUUGUAUUGUUUUUGAAUGAUAUCAUAAAGAAAACCAAAGGGAAAUUAAUAUUACAGAGUAUGGUGUGACUUACCGGCCUGUUUCCUGUAUGUACUACAUCAGACAUAUUGUGUACAAUAUGAUGCCUAUUGUCUUUGACCAGAUUUACAACUUAACAUGAUCCCUACUAAAAUUGCUCAUGUAUGUUUUUUUCUUUUUAAUUUUUCUUUUUUAAUUUUUUGUUUGUUUGAAGGGAUUAGCUCCUUGAAGUGUUUUUCAAAGACACUUGUCUGUUGUAGAUAAGGCUUACAAAUCAGCACAUUUGUUAACCAUCUUUAAUUGUGGAUCAUCUUACCAGGGGUUGAGUAACCGGUACUGGGAUUUAAGUCGAUGGUUUUCUAAAUGACAAAAUAAUAAAUAGUUUUUUUGAGGGCUGUAGGGCUAGAUAUUACUAAAAGUUCAAUUUCAAGUCGUAUUAAGAAAAUCCCGAUGGUGAUGAUAAUCAGUUGCUGAUAAAGAAAAUGAAAUACUGUUUGCAAGAAAAAGCUUUUCUAUUUUCCUAUUUUGUGAGAAAAAAAGAUACAGGGCUAGCUACUGAAUGUUCAGACCAUCACAUCACAAAUAAAAGUAACUGCAGAUAAAUUGCACAACUUCUACAGAUGCAUACCAGAAGGUCAGAUGUCAGUGAAAUUACUCAGAGGGAAAGCUACAGUACGUAUAGAUUCAGCAUACCGUAGCUGACUGAAACACAAGGGUUUUUUUAGCUGGUUUCAGGUUCUAUCUCGUAGA